AAGCAAGCCCAAUUUGGGGCCGACAUUGAAUUGGAGAAAGCCUGUUGAAGAGCCCGUUUAAUAACGUAAGAUUCCAAACAGUGCCGGUGACCUAGAAAUCUCCAGGCGAUCUGUCGAUCUUCUCAUUCCGGCUGUCUGGUUGGUGGACGUCCACGAACAGAAAGGGCUCCAUUCACUCAAAAAGGUCUGUUGACUCUUCAUAUAUAAUACCUAUUGUAUUGCUUAAACUUGUCCUUUUUUUUUUUUUUUUUUUUAUUUCCUUUGCAUCAUACACUGAAAAUCUCAUCGCCAUGACCCAUUUACUGAAACCUAAAAGACAUUGUGUGCUCAAAUGGGUUUCUCUAAAUUUAUAUGAAAACAAAUUUAGAUCAUCAAAAACAAGCAUGUGGGCAAUUGGGUCACACCACAUCGCGCAAAACCCUAGGUAUUUCGGAACUAAAAGAGUUGUUGGAGAAGCCCAAGCUGCUUUAUUGGAAUACCUGCACUCCACUAGAAGCUUGCAAUAUAUGGAUGCUGAUAAUAUGAGCAGAAACUCACCACUUUUUCUUGAAAAGUUGUUAAAGAAGGUCGAGAAUGAAGUAGAUGUUGGGUGGUCCAUAACCCGGUUGUUGCGGUACAACCCCAUUAACGAGUUUGAACCCUUUUUCGAGAGCAUUGGUUUAAAACCUUCCGAGUAUUCUACACUUCUGCCUCGUGCGUUGAUUUUUCUGAAUGAUGAUCAAGCUUUGCUAAAGAACUUUCGUGUUUUGUGUGAUUAUGGUAUUGCACGGAAUAAGAUCGGAAAGAUCUACAAGGAAGCAACGGAAGUUUUCAGAUAUGAUGAUGGUGUUUUGCAGUCAAAGCUUCAAGCUUUUGAAGAAAUGGGGUUGAACCAGUCUACUAUAAUCAAGAUUGUUUCUUCAAGUCCUUAUCUUUUGGUCAGGGAUGCAAAUAGGGAGCUUCCUAAGAUAUUAGAAAAAUUGAAGUGUGUUGGGAUCGAAUAUGGUUGUAUUGAAGGGCAUUUAUUAGAGGGGAAUUCUUAUAAUUGGAGCCAUAUGUUUGAGCUUUUAUGCUUAUUGAGCAAUAUGGGUUGCAGUGAAGAGCAAUUAAAAGGUAUAAUCUGUCAGCAUCCAGGACUUCUAUUCCAAAAUUCUGGAAAUAUGUCCUUUUCACUAAUCGGGUUCUUAAUGAAAUUUGGUGCCACAAGGAAUGAGAUAUGUUCUAUCUUUCUGCAGUUCCCACAAGCCCAGGUUGGGGAUUUCGUUUGCAAUUUGAGGCAUUGCUAUCACUUUUUGAUCAACAUUGAGAUGGAAGUUGAAGAGAUUGGGAGGAUUGUUCGUUCACACCCUGUAUUGCUGGGUUCGUGUUAUCUAAAGAAACUCAACACAUUACUUUCUGACUUGAAAUCUGGGAAGAAGCGACUCCGUGAAAUCAUUAAAAAGAACCCACAAGAGCUGAAGAAUUGGGUUUUUGGAUCAAGGGUGAAACCGUUACCAAACUCAGGGGAUGAACUAAGGUCAAGGAUGAUGAGGAUUAAGUUCUUGCUGGACUUGGGAUUUGUUGAAGACUCAAACGAAAUGAGAAAAUCUCUCAAAGUGUUCCGAGGCAAAGGAGGAGAACUUCAGGAGAGAUUUGAUUGUUUUGUGAAUGCUGGCUUGAAUAAGAAGGAUGUUACACAUAUGAUCAAAGUAGCUCCUCAAAUUCUUAACCUAAAAAAGGAGGUGAUUAAAAUGAAGAUUGAUUUUCUUGUAAAUGAUUCGGGUUAUCCCUUAUCAACCUUAAUUACAUUUCCAGCAUAUGUUGGGUACACAAAUCAGAGGGUUAAGCUUAGGUUAUCAAUGUAUAAUUGGCUCAAAGAUAAAGGGACUGUAGAACUCAAUUUGGCUUUGAGCACUGUUAUCUCAUCUACGGAAAAAAUAUUCAUGAGGUACGUAAAACGUCAUCCUAGAGGCCCUGAAGUUUGGCAGAUGCUGAAGACACAGAUUUCUUCUGAUUGAAAAUCAUCACUAACUUUACACUUGUACUUCUACCAACUCUGCCAUUCAAAUUGUCUCAAGGUUGAGACAGGGAUACUUAUUCUGCAACUCUUAUGACUGAUACAUUAUCCAACACGUUCACAAAUAUAUUGCAGAUUGAGGCCAUUUUUUUUAAAAAAAAUGAGGUUAACCGGCACGAAGCAAGAAAGAUCUGAGACAAGUGGGAUUGACACCCCUUAGAUGGAGGAUAGUAGCUCAGAAAGGGAAAAACCACCAAGACCAUCAGCAAAUAGUAAAUCAACGAGAAGAGAUGCCAAGACAUACCCACCGUUAAUUGAUCCCAAGCACAAGCAGAAGAAGCGCUAUGGUACGCAGUUAUCCCCCAUUUUGUGGGCGAUUUUCACCGAGUCCUAUAUCGAAGCAAGUUUCCGCAACUCAGUUGAAGGGGAUCAAACACCACAAGUGAGGGUGAACCCAGAGUGAAUUAAGGGUCUAAAAGGGAAUCUAAACCGGAGAACAGCGAGCAUGAAUCAGAAGAAGAGGAAGAGCCAGAGCCAGAGCCAGAGCCAGAGCCAGAACUUGAGAAGUAUGAAUCGGAUCCGGAGGAAUUGGAAUUUUCUUGUAGCCAGGGAUCAAAUUCAGUUUCAUAUGGUCGAUGUAUUCGUCGCAAGAGGUCCAAGCUGUGGUGAGACGGUAAUGGAACAGGAGUAAGGUUGACCUUAGGCAAAAUUUUCGAGGUGUGGCAGUCAAGUGGAUUUUUUUUUUUUUGGCGCUAGCUGCUAAGUUUUGGUUUGGGUUAAGGGCUAUGUAUCUUAAUGGGCAGCCUAGUGGGGACGUGGGUGUGUAUCCCAUUUCGUGACUUGUAUUUUGGACUUUUGAUAUUAUGUUUAGACUAUGGAAUGUACUACCAUGUAUAUGUUAAGAGUUAUGUUAAAUGUUGGACAAUGAAGUAGCUUAUGAUUAUUAUCAUAUUAUAAGUUACUUGUUAAUUUAUGUUGUUGAUCAGGAUGAGACUAAUUUAUAAGUGUUGGGUGAGCAGUUCACGCUUCUGCAGGGAGCAGGGCGCGACAAGUUUAGGGAGAGGCAAUAUUUUCUGCCAUUUCCCCCCCACCCCCACACACACACACAACCCACCACCCCACAACUACCCCCGCCACCAAUUAACCAAGGGAUAAGGUCAGUUUACUGGUACCACUGGUGGAAACAUGUCAAAAUAUUCUAGAUGAAUUAGCCAGAAGAAUUUUAAGGUUGGAUCUGCAUUAUGCAAUGCAUGCGUUAUCUACGCGGCCUGUUGGAAGAGGAUAUUGUCAACGGAUUUAACCUUUUGUAUCAUUUUAUACAAAAUGGUUGAUCUCAUGCUUGAACCGUCUACCUCACGGUUAUCAGUCCGGCCCUUUACCUUUUUUUCUUUUUUUCAUGGCAAGAAUGUUAGGGGUUGGGGGUAGUUAAUGUUGAUGGUUAGAUGAUUAAUAUUAUUCUGAAUGAGGUUAGAUUAAUCUAUUUGAUACCCCCCAAGUAUUUUUACUAUGCAUGUAAACAUUGGUACUUAGGAAGACCCAGUUUUUCUUCACUUAUUAGUUGGCCGGCUUAAUUUAUCUGUUUUUCACUA
Molecule: messenger RNA, 3564 nt
Organism: Cornus florida
Lineage: Eukaryota; Viridiplantae; Streptophyta; Magnoliopsida; Cornales; Cornaceae
Product: transcription termination factor MTEF18, mitochondrial-like
Exons: 4
Coding region: 291-1976 (561 amino acids)
Biological process (GO): regulation of DNA-templated transcription
Molecular function (GO): double-stranded DNA binding
Source: RefSeq, a predicted model, not a curated record